This is a messenger RNA of Camellia sinensis, 1110 nucleotides long. NCBI's taxonomy places the organism in Eukaryota, Viridiplantae, Streptophyta, Magnoliopsida, Ericales, Theaceae. The record is from RefSeq and is a predicted model, not a curated record.
AUGGGUGUUGAAAAAGCAAGGGGUCUUGUUUUUGGUGACUAUUCAUCAUCAUUUGACGAUCUUCGUUGGUAUGUUGAUGCCGCUAAUGCUUGCAAUCCGGGGAGUGUUUUUGAUAUGGAAUUUGAUAUUGAUAGUAAAGGAAGACAUUUCAAAUGCUUGUUUUUCACUUUUGAGGCAUGUAUUCAUGGUUUCAAGUAUUGUAGGCCUGUGUUGAUGCAUGAUGGAACUUUUUUGAAAGGAAGACACCAAGGUUGUUUAUUAGCUGCUACGGCGAAAGAUGGUAACCAAGUGAUAAAUUUAUCUAUGGCUGAUGCUAUAUGUUUGUAUCCGUUAUGUUUUGCGAUUAUUGAUGGUAAAAGUUAUGGCAGUUGGCAUUGGUUCUUGUCAAAGUUAUUAGGUAUUUUGACUCCGGAGAGGGAUAUUGCAAUUGUUACUGAUCGACAUAGAGGUUUGCUGAAAGCUUUAGCUGAGACAAACUUGAAGACUUAUUUGUCAGUGAAGAGUCGUGAAUCAAAAGAGUAUUUGCUUACUCUUUUUAGUAGAUGUGCAUAUGCUCCUACUAUUGAGUUGUUUAAUGAGCUAUUUGAAGAAUUUAAGGGUCGUUGUGGUCGUAGUGUUGAGAGGGAUGAACGCCAUUUGUUUUCAACUAGUCUUGUUAAUGCUAUACGGGUGAAAUUAAUGGAGCAAUUUUUAAGAAGGAGAGAAGUUGGGAAUAAGUGGAAUCGUAUUGUUUGUCCUUUUGUAGAGAAAAAGUUGGAAGAAGCUUUUAAUGAUACAAAAGCAUGGAUAGUUAAGAAAUGUAGCGAUGACAUUUAUGAAAUCCAAUUGGAUCAUUCAGUUAUGAGGAGUGGGAAGGAUCUGAAUUGCUUUCUUGAUGAUUACUACUGUGUUAGUAGUUAUUGUGAUUCUUAUUCACAUUCUAUCUAUCCAGUUCCUAGUAUGUGGAAGCCAAAUGUAGUUGUUGAUGAUGACGUUGUUUUACCUCCUCUUUGUAAGAGACCAGCUAGACGUCUAAGAACGAAGAGAAUACCUUCUAAGGGCGAAAUCAAGAGAAUUAGAUGCAAUAGGUGUGGAAAGAUGGGAACUCAUAAUCAGAAGACAUGUAAAUAA